AUGGCAGCCUCAUUCCUCCUAGAGGAAGAGAGAGCACACUGGGAACGAGGUUGGUUUCGUGAAAGCUCAGGUGGCGUGACCAGUAAACUACUUCACGUACUUCGCAGACUUCACUGUCCUAACGAAGCCGCAGCGAGCAUGGAGCGUCUGUUAGAUGAAGAGUAUAAAGGCGAAUUGCUUCAAAGCCUCAACGAGCUCAGGAAAUCGAACAUUCUGUGCGAUACAACGAUCAAAACCGAAGGAAAAGACUUCCCAGUUCAUCGAUGUGUUUUAACAGCCGCCAGUCCCUACUUCCGGGCGAUGUUUACCUCAGAGUUCAGGGAAAACGAUAGCGGCUUCGUAGAGCUAAAAAACGUAACAGGUGCCAUAAUGAAUGAAAUUAUUCAGUUUAUGUACACUGGGAAAGCGGAAACUGACUCAUCGAGUGCUCAAGAGUUGAUUAUGGCGGCCGACUUCUUGAUGCUGCCAAGUUUAAAAUUGAAAGCCUCGAAAUUCCUGGAAGGAACAAUCAGCGUCACGAACUGCCUUGCGCUAGAGUCUUUCGCUCGGCAGUUUAACUGUGAUUUAUUGAAGCAGGCCUCAGUCUCCUACAAAAUGGAAAAUUUUCCCUCUGUGGUGAAAACAGAUGAUUUUAAAUCACUGGACUUCGAGAGGGUACAGGACUUGAUCUCACGAGACGAAAUAGUUGUCUCUAAAGAGGAAGAAGUUUACGAAGCAGUGAUUAUCUGGGUUAAGCACGAAGUCGCAUCGCGAGAGUGCUUACUACCAGAGCUCCUGAAAUGCGUGAGAGCUUCCUCGAUGUCAAAGUACAGUCUUAAAAGGAUCAUUGAUCGAGAGGACUUGGUUAUAAAGAACCCAGCUUGUAUGAAAAUUUUGAUUCAGUGGCUCAGGGCUUUUCUUUUUCAAGAUUAUGUAUUGUUACAAGGGCCUCGAUUAUGCCUUAAAUUUAAGGAGACAGUGGUAGUUCUUACUGGUGGUCACAGGUCAGGAUCGAUAUCAACCUCUACCACCCUUGGCUUUGUUCUUGCUACAAAGAAGUGGUUACAAUUACCUAUGAUGCCAUGUCCCCGAACACGACAUGCUGCUGCAGUAUGUGGUGGUCAGUUGUAUGUGGUUGGAGGUUUCUCAGAGAUCCCAUUAUGUUGCUUCAAUCCUGUUCAAAAUGAGUGGUUUUCUACUGAAAAGAACCUGCCAUUCCAUCCGCAUAGUGCACUGGUUGCCCUUAAUGAAGAACUGUACCUGAUUGGUGGAGAUUCUGAUGAUAAGCGUCAAGUUAGGAAGUACAAAUGUAACCUUGAUCAAUGGGAAUUCCUGUCACCAAUGGCAUUUUCUCGAGCUGCACACUGUGCAGUUGUCCUUGAGGAGCUCAUCUAUGUAAUGGGUGGUCAUGAUGAUAAUGUGUGUUUAAGGAGUGUUGAGUGCUACAAUUCUGCUAAUGAUCAGUGGACUCAGAUUUUAGAUAUGAACAAUGCAAGAAAAUUUUCCGCUGCAGCAGCCAUCACUAAUGGAAAAAUCAUUGUUGUAGGUGGUUAUAGUGACAUGGGCUUUACAAGAAUUGAAGAAACUUGUGAAAUCUUUGACAAAAGUUUGAAUCAGUGGAGCUUGGUUUCAAGCCCCACAGUACCACGUGCUGCAUGUGGCAUAGUCAGUGUGAAAAGUGCUGUUUAUCUGUUUGGAGGAGAAGAUACUAACAACCCUGUAAAUAAACUUGACAGUGUAGAGUGUUAUAUUGUCCAAGAAGAUAAGUGGAUCCAUGUUAGCACCAUGCCUGAAAGUCUCUCUUGCCUUCAGGCUUCACUCAUUCAAUUUCCUGUGAAACAUGUGACAGAAGAUUGAAAUUGAAAAAGAGAGAAAUUAGAUUUUAUUCAGAGUAGUGUGUUGGUCUCUCUCUGGAAGAGUUUCAUAGAGGAUAUUACAUGGCCAAGUAGAGAUAUGAAAUCUCUCUUAGAGUAUUGACAAAUAUUUCACAAGUGAGAGCAAUGAAAAAAUGAAAUAUUUUUCAACACAAGUUGAGACAUUUUGUACCUCCAAGUGGCCGUGUACCAUUCUAUAUAUUACAUAAAUAUCAAUGAAAAACUAAAUCAUUUCACUUUUAGGAUUUUUAUGUGUAACCAUAACAACAAUGAUCUUUUCACAAGUAAAGAUAUUGUGUUCACAAGAAAGCUCGCUGGGAAUUUCAUUGGUGUAAAUGUAAUAAAAUGAUCUAAUUUUCCACUGAAAAAAGUAAAGCCAGUGUCUCAGUUGUAAAUGCAAAAGUAAGUAAUUCAAGUUGAAAUCCUUGGCUGAGCUUGUAAACCAUUAACCCUUAACUACUAUGAGUGACCUAGACAAAAUUUCUCAUUACAAUAUCAACAGAAUAUCAAGGAGAAUAAAGGAAAACAUCAUUUAGGUAUAAUAAGUUGAUCAAGAAAAAAUUUUUCUUUACAAUAUUAAAAGGGUAUCAAGCAGACAGUGACAAGAAUAAAGGAAAAUGUUAAUUAGGGAUAAUUAGUUGAUCACAUCCCAAAUUCUCCAAAUUAAAAAAAGAAUUGUAUGGCAGACAUUAAGGACAAUUAAUAACUUGAUCUAAUGAGUGAAAAGGUUAAACUUUAAUUUAGAAAUGUUUUUGAUGUUAUAUUUCAAUUUACUAGAAAAAGCAAAAUAAAGGGCUCUAAUGACAUGAUAAUAAGCCAGCAUGGAUGGUCUUAAAUUAGAGUAGUAAAUGUUUUUACAAACCUUGCCUGAACUACUAUGAAUUUCUACUAAACAUGUAACUUUAAAAACUUUAAAAUGUAUCCAGUUUACCAUUCAUAGAGCAGAUGAGUAUGACUUAUUUACCGAGUGUGGCUCACGACUGUCCACAGUCCUUUAUCACUGAUUACUCUCAAUUAUUUCUAUCGUCAUCAUCAUUAUCAUUAUUAUUGUCAUUAUUUUUAUAACUGUUAUCAAGCAUAUCUAUUUUUGUGAUUGAGGAUAAAAUAAAGGAGAGUCAGCAGUCGCAUAUUCCCUAACAAUUCUUCCUCUGAGUCCAGUUUUCUUAGAACUUUGAGUAUUGGUAUUUGUAGAGGGGUUAAAUCAGAGGCAGCAAGGGAACACUAACCCCAACCCACCAUGUUAGGCAUUCAAACCUGGGUCAGGUGUUCUCCAUUUCCCCAACCUUGGAUUUUGGUGGGUCAUGGCAACUACUCUUGAUUGUUGUUGUUUUUUUUUUUUGUAAAAAAGAUGAAGGAACAGUUAUGAGAAACAUGAGCUCAAUGACCUCAGUUCUUAACAAAAGUAAUAUCUACUCAACAUGAUACAAUUUUUACUAAGUUUUGAAAACUGAAAAAAAACCUUGUUAGUUAAUUAUUAGUAAUUUGAAAAUAUGCUAUGAGUUGAGCUUAUUGACAUCCAGGGAUAGACAGACUACAAACAAAAUGAUGUGAGGGUGUGUGUGGGGGGAAGGGGGAUGGGAAAAAUGUUUUUUAAAGAAAGCUUUUUUUUUCCUCAUAAUUAUUAGGAAAACUAUUUUUAUACAUUAUUGCAAAAGAGAAGCUACCAAAAGAUGGAGGAAAAAUAGUUCUAACUCAGUGAAAAUACCAAAAUUUGGUAUCAAAUAAAAUACCUCCCCCCCCCCCCUUAGCCAAACCUGAUUAGGUUUCUAGUGGUCCACCCUAAGUAAUCACAUGGUACUAAAACUAGUGGUAUAUGUCAUUAUUAUAGUAACACAUUAUGGGGGCAACAAGUCCAUCAACAUACACCCAUUUAUGACUACAUUUUCAAGUUAGGUAUUCCUUUGAUACUUGUGUAACAAAGCCAUGACUCAAUGAAGAUCAACAGCCUGGACAGAUCAGAGGGAAAGGGCUGUAAAAUGUAUGCUGUGAACUGAUCUGCACAUACUUAAGGGCAAAGAAAAUUAUAAAUCUGAAAGAUUAAUGGGAAAGGAGGCUACCGUUAACCUGUUACCCCUAAGAAUGACUAGCACCUAAUUUCUCCCUACGGUUUUACCAGUUUCACCAAAUUAAGAAGCCUUUUAUUCUAAAACUCUCCAUGUUAGUACCAUGGGAAUAGAGUGGAGAACAGCGUGGGGAAUUUCCAUACAUUAUUAGGGUGUGAAAGAUUAACAGCUACUUAAGGAGCAACCUUUCUCCUUUUCUUUAUGGAAAAGGGAAUCCUAAAGAAGAGAAAGUCUUCACUUCCUACCUUGAGCUCAUAGAGGACUCAGUUAAAACAAUCCUCCUCUGGAUUAUCAAGAGGGGGAGUUCUCAACUUUUAAAACCAGCCUUCUCACUGGGUUGGCUGGCAUGGGAGGUUGUGUACAAGGAUAUCGUAGAGGUUAAAAUUGGGAAAUAGUGGAUUGGCUGUGGCAUUCGUAAUAGUUUUCUUAUAUCCAGCAGUCUUGGCCCCACUCAUAAUUGGUCAUUUCGUGCCAAAAGUGUUGAACUAGUGUCUAUCUUUUUUUUCUACAGGAUGAAAAAGACGAAGUCAUCACCACGAACGUAUGGGUGAGGCAGGUAAGAGAAAUAAGGGCCAUCCUACUAAAAGUGACCUUCAAAAAAUAGCAAAUGAUGGAAUUAUUCAGUUAUCAUCAUCUGUUUGACAAACAGAUUCCAUGUUGCCGUGCGUCUGUUUAGUAAUACAUUACAGAUGACGUCAAAAUGUAUUAAGAACAAAACGUGACGCACUAGACACAGCCGAGUUUGUCUAAUGUUUUUACCACAUUUUCACGUCUUCUCUGAUUUAUUACUGUACAGACCUGUAGCAACAUGGAAUCUAUUUGUUUUAUGGGAUAAAAAAAGAAAAUGUUAUUAAUGGUGACGUCAUCCAUGUGUUUGUCGUCCAAUAGAUCACAGGUUAGAGCCAAUCAAAAAGCGUGUAUAUUUCCUGUUAUCAUAUAAAUUUAGAUAACCCAAUCUGACCGGCAGAAAGAAAAGCGAUCUAGCGGCAAACUUCUCGAAGUUUUUCAUGUACAUCGUAUGUUUUAUUUUAACUAUUUACAGUUUUUAGCUCAUAUUAUUUUUAUCAAAGUAUUAGACCACACUCUCUGCUUACUGUAAAAAUGCCUAAGGGGAUGUUGGGAGCAUACGAGAAAAGCUUUAAAAUCAUGAGCCGAAGGUGCGUACGUUACAAAUUUUUCGUGUGCGGUAUAUUGCCAUUCUAAGAUUGCUGUGGGUUUACCGGUACAAUAAUCAGCGCGGGGAGAACCUCCCCCAACGGUUAUGUUAUAAAAUGGUAUUUUCAGCUGUUCCCUUCUAAUUUGGAGUUAAUUUGCAUUUAAGUAAGACUGAAGGGUGGCUCGAAAAUUGCUUUUGUGUUGUAUCACUGAAAUGAACAGUAAUUGCCUGUCGAAGCUAAGCUCAGUGAACGUUUGCAAUAAAAUAGGAGAGUUGUCCAAUGUUUGCAUGGAAAAUUUUAGCAGUGUAAGCUUCUAAAGAGCAAUUUCACUCUCUUACUAAGAAGUAUUCUGAUUCAACCUGGAGAGAGUGGACGAAGAGUGAACUCUUUUCAUUACUGAUCAUGACGCUACCUUUAAACUUUCGUCCCGGUUUAAAAGUUUAGUUGGAACAUUACUAAAUAUCAGUACCUUUCUAAACUAGUUAACUUUUUAAUAUUUUAGUACUGGAAUGAUCCAAGAUUUUCCUGGAACAAGGCGGAAUAUGAAAACAUUACACAGAUCAUCAUCAACCCUGAAAAAGCUUGGCUACCAGAUGUUGUGCUAUUAAACAGGUGAGACUUAACACAAUGUCUGAACCACUUUUUUACAUCAGCAACACGAUUCAAAGCUCGAUUAGUUCAAUUACGUUACGUGGAUGCUAUCAAGGACGAGGAAUCGGUAUACCUUCCGAUCUAGCCUCCUAGAAAGCUAUGAUGUUUGCACUUGGCAUUUGUAUAACCUAGACUUCUCCUUACAGCCUCCAAGCACCUCAUUAUGAGUGGUAGCUUGCAAGACCCACAUCUCUUGCAGUUUAUAUUAAACUCUAAAGUAUGUGUACUAGCUCGCCAAAUGAUCGGCCGAGAUGACCGUUGGCGAAAGAGAGUUUUCCAUCUCUGCACUUAUGAUUGCUCGUGGUGAUGGAAAAACUAUCAGCCUUCUGGAAAGAGUCUAGAAAUUGUUUCAUCUUGAAAAAAACAAUUAUUAAUGAUGGCGCGCGAGAAUGAAUAGAGCUAAGACCUUCUCUGUUUUUCAGCGCCGAAGCGAUGUCAGACGGGCGUAGUACCGCGGCUCGCCUAGUCGUGAAGCACGAUGGGAAUGUAUCUUGGUUGAACCCAGUGAUUAUCACGAGUUCUUGUGUAAUUAACAUCACCUUCUUCCCAUUGGAUGACCAAAGUUGUGAGCUCAGAUUCGGUUCGUGGUCGUACAGCAGUGAAUUCUUAGAUGUUCAUCCGAGGAGAGAAAGCGCGGAUCGAAGUUCGUAAGUGUUUUCAACGAAACUUUCGAUUCUUAAGCAAAUAAUUAUUAGUGAUAAAAUCUUCCCGCAAUAAUUGGGAGUCGCGUUUGCAAUCACUUUGACCAUAUAAGCAUUUGAACUGCUUUAUCAAUGACAAUUGCUCAAGUUGGUUACCUUAUUACGAUGUUAAUCAAUUACUUUAAAAUGCAGGUACGUCGAAAAUGGUGAAUGGACGUUACUCGGGGUUAAAUCAGAACGCAGACUGUUAACUUAUGAUUGUUGUGAAGGAGAGUUCCCGUAUGUGACGUACCAUGUGCAAAUACGCAGACGUACUCUGUUUUACAUGAUGAACUAUAUUUUGCCAUGCGUCCUGAUUGCAGUCCUAACCCUGCUCGUCUUCCUACUGCCGCCCGAAUCUGGAGAGAGAAUGUCUUUUGGAGUCACGGUGUUACUAUCGUUUACUAUUCUGCUGUUGAUGCUGAUGGUGAGCAUGCUUUCAACUCAGGCUCACAGACCCUUUCAUACAGUGUAAAUCUUAACCUACAUCGAUCCAGAUCGGAGACAUACGUAGGUCUAAUUAUCGUAAAUCCUCACUGAAGGAUCCUUUCUUAUGUGUCAUUUUUUCAUGUGGCACGGUAUUGUUUUUAUCAAAUUCUAAUAUCAAGCAUUUCAAACAAACUAUUUCAAGCCUACAAAGUUUUGCAUCAACGUUUUGUUAUCGCAUAUAAGUGAGGGAUAUACGGAAAGAGAAAUUUCUCACCUCUAAGACAUUUGAGCGCGUACGAAAAAGAUUAACUGGCUACGGGCUAGAGCUGUUUUAUUUCCGAGAGGCAUUACUUUUGCAAAGGUCUUGUGUUCUUUUUGAAGUGUUAUGAUGGGUAGUUUAGUCGACUAUGUUUUUUCUCCGGUAGGCAAAGCUUCCUGCCACUUCCAAAGACACCCCACUAAUUGCUGUUUACUAUGCCUCCACUUUCAUCGAAGUGUCAGCGGCGAUGGGAAUGGCCUGCCUCAUGCUUCGUUUUUACCAUCCUGACAAUUCCUCGGCCCCAAUUCCCGCCUGGAUCAGGGUACUUAAACAUCAUUUUACAACUUUAGUUAUGUAUUCGCCUAUAUAAGGAAUACUUUUUUCUGCAAAAUAUGUCAGACGUGUUAAAUGGUUCAGAUUGGCCCGACUGGCGUUUUAUGAUCUCCAUAAGACAAGAGACUAUUUUUGGUAUUCAAUAGCCUGGUUCUCUUUUUUUCACGAUAGGUCUGUAUCCUUAACUACUGCGCACGCCUGGUGCGUUUAAGCACAUCCGCUGGACGUGUCCGACAAGCGCAGAUCGUCCAGGAGUGGCGUCAAGGUUGGACUGUAAUGUUUAUUGUUUCCUUUCGUGGCCAUCAAUUAAUUCUACCCCACCGCCAACGGUUCAUUGAAAAAAUAAACAUGCAGGAACAUGAUAUUACAUCUAGAACACCGGGUAAAGGAUCAAUAUUGUGUCUAAAAGACGGACAACGAGUUGAGAUCUAAUGGGAAAUCUAUUAUGAAAAAGACAUCAGCGUAACUUUUCUGUUAACCCUUCAUUCUUUCCUUUCUUUAGAAAAUAUUUCAGUUAGUGCAACUUCAAAUAUCGGAGAAGCGUCAGUUUGAAAAAAUUGUUACGUACAGACGUUUAUAUUGCAUGACUGAAAACACGAAUAUAAUUAGUAUUGCGAAAUUUCAGAUUACAUUCAUGUUCUCCACUGAAUCACACGUGCCUGAAUUAAAUUUUGUAACAUUACCAAACAAGGAUACAUGUCGACUUCCUGGUGUUAACUACCAACCAAAUUCAAUUUUCCGUCACAUUGUGCGAGAGCGUUAGAGUUCCUACGGUUUAUUCUAUUCUAUUUAUCUUAAUUAAUUAAUUUAUUUAUUUAUUUUCGUUCCAGUAAAGCUACGUGAAAACAGGGGCAAAGAGCAAACGAACAUGACAAUUUUGACAGACAACAUCUUCAGGAAAGAAGACGCAGACACCAUGAGAGAGGAAUGGAGGAUGGCAGCCAUGAUUAUUAAUCGCCUCUUUGCUUGGAUCUACCUCAUCACCAUCAUCAUAACAUUGGCAGCCGUGCUGCUAAAGUCACCACGAUUUAGGAAAGGGGAAUUUUAACUUAGUUAAACAACCUCUCUCACGACAAGUCCUUACUAACCGAAGAUACUUAAAAUCUCGUUAAACAACUUUUGAAAGUAUGACAAAAUGAAAAUAUUGUAAGCAAUUUAGCCGUACGAUAAUUUUGACUUUUAAACAUAUCAGGGAUUCUAGGGUAAUACUUAACCCCUUGAACUACACGACGAAAAUAUAUCUUUAAUUGCAGAGAACUUUAUUCUCAAUUCAAAAAGCAACAAAUAGAAUUAACGCAGUACAAGUAACCAAUUUUUCCAGACCAGUAAGGAACUGGUGAAAUGCAAGUAUACCUUCGUUGUGAAUUUACUGAAAAACAUUGACACGUAGCAUUCUUCGCUUUGAAGAUAGUUGCCCUUGAAUGUUAAAAUAUACUUUUAGAGUAUACUUUUAUGGUUGAUUACAAAAAGAAAAAUACUCUGAUUUUCCAUUCGUUUACAAAUAACAUUAUGAC
Molecule: messenger RNA, 8939 nt
Organism: Pocillopora meandrina
Lineage: Eukaryota; Metazoa; Cnidaria; Anthozoa; Scleractinia; Pocilloporidae
Source: the annotation of a GenBank genome assembly